GGAUCAGUGUAGUUUUUGCAAGUUUUGCAAAUUGUUUAUAAAAUGGCAAGCGUUGUGUUAUUGCAGUCACCGCCGCCAAAAUUGGAAGAUUUUCAGAAAACAAUAUUUAGUACAGGAGCAACGGACUUCUUAGAAAGUCUUCACAAGAAAUUUAGUGAAAAGAUUGAGAAUCUCUAUACAGAUAGGUUGCGACGCAGUGUUGAGAUAAAAGUGAAUUGUACAUUAAAUUUUUGUAAUUCUCCCGAACGAAAUGACAAAUCUUGGAGUGUUGCCCCUUUACCGUCCAGACUUCUAAAUCGUCAUCUAGAUCUUGGAGAUGUUUCUGCUUCAAACACUGCACAUUUUGUAUCAGCCUUAAAUGAAGACGUACAAGGGAUCCAGGUUGAUUUUGAUGAUGGCCACUGUCCGACAUGGAAGAACCAGUUGUUAGCAUAUCAAAACAUAAAUCUGGCUGUCAACGGUAAACUCCCUGGAGCACCAAUGAAUAUAGCGAUGUGUCCUAUAUUAAUGCUACGACCUCGUGCUUGGAACAUGAUUGAACAUAAUAUAUUGAUUGAUGGCAAAGAAGCAAUCGGACCUCUGGUUGAUUUCGGUAUCUUGAUGUAUCACAAUGCAAGGCAACUUUAUGAAGCAGGCAGCGGCCCUUACUUUUAUCUCUCUAAGCUGGAAGGAGCUGCAGAAGCAAAGUUGUGGAAUGAAAUAUUCGUCUGGUCUCAACUCCAGUUAGGUCUACCGCAAGGAACAAUAAAGGCAUGUGUACUGAUCGAGAAUAUAGUCUCAAGUUUUGAGUUAGAUGAAAUACUAUAUGCAUUGAAGGAACAUUCCUUGGGGCUCAACUGUGGUAUAUGGGACUAUUGUGCUUCUAUCAUUGCAAAAUUUGGGCAUGCAAAAGAGUUCUUACUACCUGAUAGGAACAAAUACGUGAACAUGGAACGAGACUUUUUAAAGAAUUACUUGCGUGUAGUAGUUAGUACAUGCCACGCCCGCGGCGCGCCAGCCACCGGUGGGAUGGCUGCAGCGAUGCUGAAACCUGGCACUGAUGGCACAGAUGAAGAAUCUAAACAGAUUAUCAGUAAGAUUCUCGACUCUAAAAUGAAGGAGAUAGAAGUGGGAGUUGACGGAUUUAUGGUUUACGACACGAGAACCAUACCUCAUAUAAAUAGGCUAUGGAAAAAUUACGGAGACACACCCAACCAGAUAUUCAAAAAGUUCGAAGUGGAUCUGGUUCCCGAGGACCUGUUGGUGAUACCGCGCGGUGGUGUGACGUCACACGGCCUGAGGCACAACGUGGCGGUGUCCGUGCUGUUCGUGUACCACUGGCUCGCGGGCACUGGACACUUCUUCUACAACGGCAACGUGGAGGACUCCGCCACCGCCGAGAUAUCCAGGUGCCAGGUGUGGCAGUGGAUACGAUUCGCGGUACCACUCGAGGACGAUCCAAAAGAGCGGGUUACAGUGAAGUUGAUCGACAAGACCGCCUCAAACUUCGCUGCGCACGCGCACAAGAACUUUUGCCGCUCAAACGCUGAACGCAAGCGUCUCACCGCGGCACGAUACAUGUGCAUGGAACUGUUCCUCGCUAGGAACCCGCCGGAGUUUAUAACGUCAUAUCUCAACGACAAUCACAAGUUCCGAACGCUUCACAAUAAGGCCUUGUUGAGUAAUUUGUAGUCUUUUACUUAAUUUUCGUCAUCGAUGUUAAAAGCAAUACAGCGAUUGAAAAUAUCAUAUAUGUAUAUUUUGUAAGCCAAGAUUUACUGUGUAUUUUAUAGUUCACACGAUAUAUUUUAUGUACUGUUGGCAAAUAAAUAAAUUGUUUCA
Diatraea saccharalis (sugarcane borer) is the source of this 1821-nucleotide messenger RNA. The record is from the annotation of a GenBank genome assembly. Lineage: Eukaryota; Metazoa; Arthropoda; Insecta; Lepidoptera; Crambidae.